AUGUGGAACGGAACUACACAUAAAUCCACGGUUAAAAACGAGUUGACAAAAUACGAGAAAGUAGAUUUGACAAAAUACGAGAAAGCGGCAGAACUUUAUGAGGUACAUUCUUCCGCCAGGCACGACCAUGAAGAUCUCUUAGUUCGCAACAAGUACAAGUACUUGAGCAGCAAAUGCAGUAACGCAAGUGAAAGCAGCUGGGUGGAACAACUGAGAACUGUCUUUAAAAUGACCGACACCGACUCUUCUGGAAAGGCCAGAUUGUUUGAUCUGAACAAAAAUUUAAAGUCCAUAACAGGCGAUAAGAGCAAAUAUCUUGGUUACGAUUUGUUCCAGGGAUCUCUUGCCAGGGAUGCCAGGAAAGUAAGCUUUGAAGAUGUGAGGAUUAUCGAGAAAUUCUUGAACACACUAUUGCAGAGCGCAGCCUACAUUCCUCAACCGUUCAACCUUCCAUCCAACUAA
Messenger RNA from Helobdella robusta, 462 nucleotides. RefSeq lists its product as hypothetical. The transcript has 4 exons. The coding region runs from base 1 to 462 and encodes 153 amino acids. NCBI's taxonomy places the organism in Eukaryota, Metazoa, Annelida, Clitellata, Rhynchobdellida, Glossiphoniidae. The record is from RefSeq and is a predicted model, not a curated record.